CCAAAAUUCGACAACACGUCAACGAACAACGAACUCUUUGGAAGUACUUUGGCUAAGCAAUUCCUUCCUGCAACGGCACUACCAAUGAUCCAAACGAUGCAACAGCAGCAACAGCAGCAGCAACAGCAGCAACAACUAACCCAAGUUCAGACACCAAUCCAGCAGCAAUCGUGCAGAUGCGAGUUCUGCGAGUAUCUCCAGGCCAACCGUAUCUCCCUCACCGGAGAUCACUCCUUUCAGUGUGAGUUUUGUGGGGAAGGUUUUUCCAACCAAAACAGCUACAAUCGGCACCGGUGCGGUAGCACCGACAUACAGGUGUACCGUUGUGAAAGCUGUCGCCAUGAGUACGGUACCUCGCGGACAAUGCCCACGAUCAACAGCGGUGAACCUCGUGACAAAUGUGAUAUCUGCAAUCGGAAUUUCGAUCAUUCGAUGCUAGAGGAUCAUGGGAGCUGUGGACCGGUACCUCCACCGCUGCAAGCCCCGCCACCACCGCCACCUAUCAGCAACUCAUUAGCAUCAAUUGAAACAGUGCCAACGAUGGGUGCAGUAGCUGUACCUCCUCCCAUUGGGACCGCCAACAGCAGUGGCGUUGGGAAUGGUAACACCAACAACCUUCCCGCUAGCAAAUCAUAUAACGUACCGAUCCUUUUGGCAUCGGUUUCCUCCACAUCACCAGCGGGAACGUUUCGAGAUACAUCCAAUGGGGGAACCAGCGAUCUCAGUGCUGCUGCUAGUGUCCGUUCGAUUGCCGACAGUCCGAUGGAGCACGAUAUCGGUACGCUGGAUCCGUUCGGAUCGGACAGUGAGUGCAUUAGUGAAUACCUUGGCCACGAAUCCAUGUCAUCCGGUGCGUACGCCACGACGUAUUGCACUGGCAGAAAGAUGGAAUGCUCGCUGAGCGAAUCUUCCGGCACCAAUCCGGGCUCUUUACUACCGGAAUCAGCCAAAACUUACUUCGUGCUCGGUAAUGUCGAGCUCCAGCAAGCAGUACAACCGACCACCAACAAUAACUCCGACAUACCGGCGACACCAGUGUCUCAGCACAGCAUUAGCGCCACCACCGGUUAUCACCAUCGGCACAUGGCACUACAGCAGCAAACAGUUCCUCCACCACUUCACCACCAUCACCAGCAACCACCUCCCUUGUCUUUGCCUAAUCUGCUGCAUCACUUGGCACCCAAAGAGUACGAGGUAACGAGCCUCCAGCAGUACGAUGAUCAGCACUACGACGAUGAAGACUACUCCACCAUGUCCGAAGAUGAAGCUAUUGUUCCAACAGAACCUUAUGCGAAAUCACCCAAUCAGGACCACGCCAAAACGGAACUCCCAAUACAGGAUACGAUCGUGGACACGAGCACCAAGACGUUGCUGCCCCCUCCGGUCACUACCGGUCAUCUGGGCAGCACGACAAAUCACUACACAAUGCACGAGCUAAAGCCACCGAUGGCGCUGGGUGCUCUAGGACCGAUUGGACCACCGGCGCGCUGUGUUGACGAGGAGGAGGGAGGCAAAUGUGACUCAUCGUCCUCACUCAGGGCAGUGGGAGGUCUGGCGCAAAAAUCCAACGUCGCAGGAGGGCUCCAGGAAGGGGGCGCUUCCCGCGUUGGAUCGACCGAUCGUCCGCACAAGUGUCAUAUCUGUGAGCGUUCGUAUCGGAAUCAGAAGAACCUCAAGUCACACCUGAAGGUGCACGAGGGCAUACGGGCGUAUCAGUGUGAAAUAUGUGGAAAGAAUUUUUCCGGUUCCAGCUACCUGGUCAUUCACCGGAGGCGCCACACCGGCGAACGGCCCUUCAAGUGUUCCACCUGUGGCAAAGCGUUCGUCGAUUCGCGUGCCCUCGCCGUCCACACGCGGCUACACAGUGGCGAACGGUUAAAGUGUGAAAAGUGCGAAAAGACGUUCUCCAGCGUCAGUGCACUCACCGUCCACAACCGGCUGCACACGGGCAUUCAUCCUUACAAAUGCGAACUGUGCAGCAAAACGUUCCCUCAGUACAACAACUUGAAGCACCACAUGAAGAAGCACGACCAGCCGGGGCCGACCGAGAAAAAGGCGUCCUCAAAUGGCCUGUGUGCAACGAGCAAUAGUAGCAACACCACCAGCAGCAGCAGCAGCAGCAGCAACUACUCAUCGGUGUCCAGUAGUGCAGUGGAGGGACAGAUGCACGAUCCUGUGGCUGCGUUGUCCAGUGUUGCUACAGUUGCACCCGUACCACAGCCUACUCAAGCGAUGGUACCCAGCUCGACCACCAGCAACAUGUUUGACUUCAAAUGCCACAUCUGUAGUAAGCUGUACAAAUCAUCCGCCGAGCUGCAAGACCAUCUUAGUCAGCACAGCAAAGAGCGACCGAAUCAGUGUGAAUUCUGCUCGAAGGUAUUCCCACGGUCCUCGCAUCUGAUCAUCCACCGGCGGCGUCACACCGGUGAGCGGCCGUUCAAGUGCAAAUACUGUGACAAAGCGUUCGUCGAUUCGCGGGCCCUCUCGGUGCACACGCGACUCCACACCGGGGAGCGCGUAAAGUGCGAAAUUUGUGAGAAAACAUUUGCCAGCUCCAGUGGACUGAUCGUCCACCGACGCAUUCACACCGGCAUCCAUCCGUACAAGUGUGACUAUUGUGACAAAUCGUUCGCCCAAUCCACAGCCCUCAAGUAUCAUCUGAAGAAGCACGAUACUUCCUCUUUGCCAACGACCACUAGCGUUGCCGCUGGCGUGGUUGCUACGGUUGCUACGGGUGAUGCUGCUGGUACUGCCACAAGCAGUGCCUCUAUCGGAAGCUCAUCCACUCAGCAGACGAUACCGGUCAGCAACGGCGCUGGUGAGGCAACCGGUGGAAACGAUCGGUACAAAUGUCUCACGUGUGGGAAGCUGUUCCGUUCCUCGGAAUAUCUGGUGCGCCAUCGGCGUACACACAGCGGAGAGCGUCCGUAUCAGUGCGAGAUCUGCGGGAAACACUUUUCCACCAUGAGCUAUCUAGUCAUCCACCGGCGUCGCCAUACCUCGGAGCGACCGUACAAAUGCACCUCUUGUGAGAAAGCGUUCGUGGAUUCGCGCGCACUCCAGGAACACGCCCGGCUCCAUACCGGUGAUCGUGUCAAGUGUGAAAUAUGCCAAAAAACCUACUCCAGCGUGAGCAAUUUGAUCGUGCACCGGCGCAUCCACAGCGGGAUACAUCCGUUCGAGUGUGGUAGCUGCGGUAAAUCGUUCGCCCAAAAGAACGCCCUCAAGUAUCACUUGAAAAAACACAACAAACCAGCGGAGCCGACGCCGAAAAACGAAUAG
Molecule: messenger RNA, 3282 nt
Organism: Anopheles aquasalis
Lineage: Eukaryota; Metazoa; Arthropoda; Insecta; Diptera; Culicidae
Product: zinc finger protein 62-like
Biological process (GO): regulation of transcription by RNA polymerase II
Cellular component (GO): nucleus
Molecular function (GO): RNA polymerase II cis-regulatory region sequence-specific DNA binding; DNA-binding transcription activator activity, RNA polymerase II-specific
Source: RefSeq, a predicted model, not a curated record